Talaromyces stipitatus ATCC 10500 is the source of this 465-nucleotide messenger RNA. RefSeq lists its product as uncharacterized. The transcript is spliced from 2 exons. The coding region runs from base 1 to 465 and encodes 154 amino acids. NCBI's taxonomy places the organism in Eukaryota, Fungi, Ascomycota, Eurotiomycetes, Eurotiales, Trichocomaceae. The record is from RefSeq and is a predicted model, not a curated record.
AUGGCAGCACAGGGCACAACUCAGUCCAUUACCAUAGGGCUUGAUUUUGGUACGACUUACAGCGGGUCAGUAUGCCCUGAAAACAGCUAUGAAAUUCCAACGAGGCCUAAGGCCAAAUUACCGUGUUGCUUGGGCAAUUGCGGGCGAGCAACAGCAAAUCGAGGUAGUAUCUACAUGGCCAGGAACAAGUUCCAAGGUGCCUACAGUAAUGGCUUUUACGGGAACUCGCUUUCUUUGGGGAUGGUAGGCUCUGGCCUCGCCACAAGAGCCAAUUCGUGGUGUGAAGCUACUGCUCGACGAGGACCAGGCUAUCGAUAUAGUCCAUCACUCAGAGCCAAGAGGUUGCUUGAUUUCACGCAAAAGUCUCCCGUUGAUGUGUCCGCUGAAUAUUUGCAAAAACUGACCGAACAUGAUUCACCAACAUCUGGAACGCAGCUUUGGACCUGCGGCCAAUCAUAUGACUAA